This is a messenger RNA of Medicago truncatula (barrel medic), 867 nucleotides long. RefSeq names its product transcription initiation factor TFIID subunit 9. Gene Ontology annotation, molecular function: transcription coactivator activity; RNA polymerase II general transcription initiation factor activity; protein heterodimerization activity. The transcript is spliced from 3 exons. Gene Ontology annotation, biological process: DNA-templated transcription initiation; RNA polymerase II preinitiation complex assembly. The record is from RefSeq and is a predicted model, not a curated record. Gene Ontology annotation, cellular component: transcription factor TFIID complex; SAGA complex. The coding region runs from base 130 to 741 and encodes 203 amino acids. NCBI's taxonomy places the organism in Eukaryota, Viridiplantae, Streptophyta, Magnoliopsida, Fabales, Fabaceae.
CGUUAUAACUCUGGUUACACCCAUAAAUGACAAUAACACCCUUAAAUAAAAUUUAAUUCUCAUUUCACCCAAAAUCUUUGCUAUCGUUCUCUCCUAAACCAAAACAGUGGGAUCAGUGGGAUAACUUCUAUGGCUGAUAACGAGGAAGAUUCGAAUAUGCCAAGGGAUGCAAAGAUUAUGCAGUCUUUGUUGAAAUCAAUGGGUGUGGAAGAAUAUGAACCUCGUGUUAUAAACAAGUUCCUUGAGCUAUGGUAUCGCUAUGUGGUUGAUGUGUUAACAGAUGCCCAGGUGUAUUCAGAGCAUGCUGGCAAGCCUGCAAUUGAUGUUGAUGAUGUUAAGCUGGCCAUUCAAUCCCAGGUCAACUUCAGCUUCUCUCAACCACCCCCUCGUGAGGUGCUUCUAGAGCUAGCACAAAAUCGCAACAAGAUACCAUUGCCGAAGUCUAUAGCAGGGCCUGGGUUUCCACUUCCACCCGAUCAAGACACAUUGAUUGCUCCCAACUACCAGUUCGCAAUUCCAAACAAAAGGUCUGUCGAACCUAUGGAAGAAACUGAGGAUGAAGAAGUUCCCAAUGCCGAUCCCAACCCAUCUCAAGAAGAGAAGACAGAUGCGGAACAAAAUCCCCAUCAAAGAGUGUCAUUUCCCGCUAAAAAAGAGACCAUGUCACUGACGCUUUUAUUAGUUGGCGAUGGCUGUGAUAAAAGGCGAAUUUUUGGGUACAUCGAUCACCCCUGCUGGUGAUUCAUUGCUAUCAAGACUAUUUAUGCAAUUUUAUUGUUGUUGUGAAGUGAUUCAACUUUCUGAAUUUACAAAAUACACUCGUACUUUUUAUCUUUGUUAUAAUCUCAGAAUCUAUUCCUAUCCUCA